This is a messenger RNA of Bursaphelenchus xylophilus (pine wood nematode), 924 nucleotides long. Lineage: Eukaryota; Metazoa; Nematoda; Chromadorea; Rhabditida; Aphelenchoididae. The record is from the annotation of a GenBank genome assembly.
AUGAAAAUAACAAUCAUUUUCUAUUGUCUUCUAGUAUUUUCAACGAUUUGCGCGGCUUCCGACGUAAUUGUAAGCAAAGAAUUUAGUAGUUGUAUCAGUCUGUCGGAAAAAUAAUGAGUAAAAUAUCGCUAUGCCAAUCGCGUCGCUGAAGUGAAAAGCAAUUUGAUUUUGUCGCGAAAAAAAAAUCAUUUUCUCGGCAGCGAUGCUACUUUCAUUGCAAUACUUACUGUUUUCCCGACAGACCGAUACGUAGAGCUAAUGAAGAUUAGAAAAAAAUAAUUUCAGGAUGAUGUUCAGGACUUGGUAAGAGAUCUGAACGCGACAGAGAGCUGUGGAUUGUGCCCAAAGAUCGUCGGCGCCGGGAUAUGGUUUCUGGGAGCGUCGGGAAUAAUCCCAUUUGUAAGGCCUUUCAAAAAACAUGUGACUUUUGAAAAGGAGGCUCCAAAUACCGGGUUAUCAAGAUCUAAAAUUCCUGAAUUUAAGAAAACCUGCUAGCGGCAUCCCAUAUAUUUUUGGAUUGUUUUUUUAUAAAAAAGUUAUAUAUAAGGACUCCCUUUUCAGGUGUCAAAUCUAAUCUGCACUGGCUUGGCAAUUGGCCCAAUUUGUGAUAUUGCUGUAAACAGCCUAACAAUGUUGGUGAAGAAUGCGCCGGUCGAUGAAAUUUGCGAUACCUUUGGGUUUGAGACUUGUCAUGUCAUCUCAAGAAGAUCCAUUGAUUACUCUUCAGUAACCCACAACUACAUCCCAAGAUCUCAUCGAGCUUUCGCAGCUUAUAAUCUGGCGCUAGACGAGAAUAAUAAGAUGAUUCAGGACAAUCCAGACAGUUUUUUUGAACGUCCGAAAAUGGACAAGAUCCCCAUAGAUAAUAUGGAAAGGCCUGCUGGUGUCAACAGCCUAGCACCACUUAACGAGAUCUACCAAUAA